AUGGCAGACGAUCAUCCUAUGACGCCGGUCGACAUUGAAGGAUUGACCGCAGGGGGCAAUCAGCCCAGCGUCGCCGAUCUAGUUCAUGUGAUACAGCAACUUCAAAAUACGAUUACAUCGCAACAAUCGGACCUCCAGGAUCAACGCCAGAACUACGAUAUGUUAAUUGAGCAACUCAACCGCGAGAUGAAGAAGGUUAACGAGCGCAACGACAUGCUUGCCCAACACCAAAGCUCCGCCGAAGAAAUCAAAUCCGCGGUCGUUGACGCUGUAAAAACUAUCGUCACCCAGCCCGGUGGCAUCCACGUACAACGCACCGAAUCAAAAGCUGAGAAAGUUCCAAACCCUGACAAGUUCUCCGGAGAUCGCCUCAAAGUCGACACAUUUAUUGCUCAGUUGAAGAACAAGUUCACUGCUGAUGCUGAUAAAUUCCCUACUGAGCGACACAUGUUAUCCUACGCUUACGCUUUACUCGAUGGAGACGCUGCGAUUCGAAUGACGCCGUUUAUGAACACCGAUAAUGCUUCACAUUUCACAACGAUGGAGGAAUUCUACAAACUUUUGGAACGAUCCUUUGGCAUCACGAACAAACACGAAUACGCGUUGGAGAAGUUAAAACAAUUGAAACAAAAGAAUCAGGAAUUUGUCGUCUAUCUCUCUGAGUUUGAGAACCUCCUCACUUCGCUUACAGCCCAAGCAGGGCUUCCGGCUACAUACCACGAAUUGGUUACGUUACUAUCGAAACUCGACUUCAAUAUCCGUCUCAUGAAGUCCUUGAACAACGACGGUGGAAACCGGCCCUCCUCAGGCGGUAAUGGAGGCUCCCAGCGCAAUUCAGGAAGCAAUUCCAACUCAGGAAGCAACGCCCAAUCAGGAACACGACCCGGCCACUCGCACCAUGGAGGAACCCAGCCCGCUGGUGAUCCGAUGGAUCUAGACGCCGUAAAGCAAGCUGAACGUCAGCGCCGACGAGAUCUCAAUCUAUGUUUCUACUACGCUGAUCCGAAUCACAAAACUAAUGCUUGCCCGGAACUAGCCAAGAAAAACGCCAUAGAAUUAAAGACCGCUACAGAAACAGCACCGAAGACUGACGAAUCGAAAAACUAG
Molecule: messenger RNA, 1107 nt
Organism: Talaromyces marneffei
Lineage: Eukaryota; Fungi; Ascomycota; Eurotiomycetes; Eurotiales; Trichocomaceae
Exons: 2
Coding region: 1-1107 (368 amino acids)
Source: RefSeq, a predicted model, not a curated record